Molecule: messenger RNA, 825 nt
Organism: Vanessa atalanta (red admiral)
Lineage: Eukaryota; Metazoa; Arthropoda; Insecta; Lepidoptera; Nymphalidae
Product: protein D3-like
Exons: 4
Coding region: 87-722 (211 amino acids)
Source: RefSeq, a predicted model, not a curated record
GUGCCUCUUACAAUUGUCAUUCGCCGGUCUUCAGCCAUCGAUGACAGUCUUAUCUGUUAUCUGAGCGGUCGUCGAGUGCAAUCAAAAUGGGUCGUCUAUUAAAAAUUACGAUAAUUCUGUUAGUAGCAGAGAGCAAUGUCAAUUUUAGGGUGUUCGCUAAAGACUCGUCAGUUGUGGCAAAAGCAUUUGAAUCAAACGGAGUUGUGCCUGAUGUAAUUCCUAAAGCUCCUUCGUGCUUAGUCAAGGUGAAAUACCCAAGCGGUGUUGAAGUAAACCUUGGCAAUGAGCUCACUCCAACGCAAGUGAAGGAUAUACCAUCCGUGACGUGGGAAGCCGAAACUAACAGUUACUACGUGCUCGCCAUGACGGAUCCAGAUGCGCCAUCCCGCAACGAACCAUCCCUGCGCGAAUGGCACCACUGGCUGGUUGGCAAUAUUCCCGGAAACAACCUGGCUUCAGGCGAAACCCUCUCCCAGUACGUCGGCUCUGGACCUCCGAAGGGGACAGGCCUGCAUCGCUACGUGUUCCUUGUUUACAAACAGCCUGGGAAACUGACUUUCGAUGAGCCACGUCUUACCAACAAAUCUGCCGAUAAUCGUGGAGGUUUCUCGAUCGCCAAAUUCGCAGCGAAAUAUAAUCUUAGCGACCCCAUUGAAGGCAACUUCUAUCAAGCCAAAUACGAUGACUAUGUACCCAUCCUGUUUAAGCAACUUCGACCUUAAGCAGCAUCGAAACUGUACUUUGAUUCUGUUAUUAAUAUUAUAGCAUUUGUUUAAUAUUGUUACUAUAUUUUUUUUAUAAAAUAAAGAUGACGAAACUAUCAUU